GAAUCCUGUCCUAUUCUCUGAUCUCCUCAUAACAUCUGCAGUCGCGUAUCAAAAAGAGCAGCACUCUAGCCGCCCCGAUACCAUUGCUAAAAAAACCCUAGCCGAAUUCGAAGUCCCCAAAGCCAUCCUCCUCCCGUCUCCUAAUCCUCCUCCAAUCUCUUCGCCGGACGGCCGAACCGAUGCCGGGGGACAACGUGACGGCCGGCCCCGCUGCUGCUGAUCCGUCGGUCGCGGAGAUGGCGGCGGCCUCCCUCGCCCCCGACGCCGAAUCGGUACUGGAGCCAUCGCGCCACCGAACCUUCAUCAAAUCGAUCGUCGGCGGCGCCGCCACGGUGGAGGAGCUGGUGGGGCGGAAGGUGGUGGUCGGCGGGUGGGUGAAGACGGGGAGGGAGCAAGGGAAGGGUACGUUCGCGUUCUUGGAGCUCAACGACGGUUCCUGCCUCGCGAAUCUCCAGGUCAUCGUGGACGCCGGGGUAUUCCCGCUAUCGCAGCUCGUCGCCACGGGGACGUGCGUGCUGGUGGAGGGCGUGCUCAAGAAGCCCCCCGAGGGGACGAAGCAGAAAGUCGAGCUCAAGGUGGAGCAGGUCCUCGAGGUUGGGCCGGUGGAUCCCAGCAAGUAUCCGCUCCCCAAGACUAGGCUCACCCUCGAGUUCCUCCGGGACUUCGUCCACCUCCGAGCCCGCACCAACACGAUAUCGGCAGUUGCACGAAUCAGAGACGAAUUGGCUUAUGCGACUCACACAUUUUUCCGUCAAAAUGGGUUUCGCUAUGUGCAUACUCCUAUAAUUACUACGAGUGAUUGUGAGGGAGCAGGUGAAAUGUUUCAAGUUACAACACUGUUUAGUGAUGCUGAAAAGGUGGAGAAAGAGUUGAAGCAAAACCCUCCACCAUCAGAAUCUGAGAUCGAGGCUGCUAAGCUUCUCGUCAAGGAGAAAGGAGAGGCUGUUGCACAUCUAAAAUCAUUAAAAGCAAGCAAGGAAGAGAUCAGUGCUUUUGUGUCUGAACUCACGAAGGCAAAGGAAAGUCUAGCAAAACUGGAAGAGAGAUUUAUGAUGAAACCUGGGAUUCCUCAGAAAGAUGGGAGGAUUGAUUAUGCUCGUGAUUUUUUUGGGCGUCAAGCUUUUCUUACUGUAUCUGGCCAACUUCAGGUUGAGACUUAUGCUUGUGCCCUAGGUAAUGUAUAUACAUUUGGACCAACUUUUCGAGCUGAACACUCCCACACUUCGCGACAUUUAGCAGAAUUUUGGAUGGUUGAGCCAGAGAUAGCAUUUGCAAAUUUGGAGGAUGACAUGAAUUAUGCAGAGAACUAUGUGAAAUUUCUCUGCCAAUGGUUACUUGACCAUUGUCGUGAAGAUAUGGAAUUCAUGGUGAAGCAGUUUGAUAAGACAGCUAUGGACCGUCUGAAGCUUGUUUCUUCAACACCAUUUGUGCGCAUUUCAUAUACAAAGGCUGUGCAGCUUUUAGAAAAUGUAACAGACAAGAAGUUUGAGAACAAGGUGGAAUGGGGAAUGGAUUUAGCAUCUGAGCAUGAAAGGUACUUGACAGAGGUGAUAUUUAAGAAGCCAGUCAUUGUCUAUAAUUAUCCUAAAGGGAUAAAAGCAUUUUAUAUGAAGCUUAAUGAUGAUAAGAAGACAGUAGCAGCUAUGGAUGUGCUUGUGCCCAAGGUCGGUGAGCUGAUUGGGGGAAGCCAAAGGGAGGAACGCUUGGAGGUUCUUGUAGACAGAAUACAAGAGGCGGGAUUACCUCUUGAGCCAUAUGAAUGGUAUCUUGAUCUCCGCCGCCAUGGGAGUGUCAAGCACAGCGGAUUUGGUUUGGGCUUUGAACGAAUGAUUCUCUUUGCUACCGGCAUUGACAACAUUAGAGAUGUGAUCCCUUUCCCAAGGUACCCAGGGAGGGCUGAUCUUUGAAUUUCUGUUAUUGUUUCCUGUACCAGAGUGAUGAAUGGUUUGAUCCAAUAUAUAAUUAAUUACAGCAUUACUUGGUAUUUACAUUUUAAUUGAGGAAUCUAGGUUAUAGGAUCAAGGAGUUGAUCUCAAGAACGGAUGUUUUGGCUGUUUCUGUCAUCAUAAUGACUCAUUUGGAUGAUUUUUAGUGAUACGUGAGUACUGUUAAAAUA
This is a messenger RNA of Phoenix dactylifera (date palm), 2116 nucleotides long. Its product is annotated as asparagine--tRNA ligase, cytoplasmic 1-like. Gene Ontology annotation, cellular component: mitochondrion. Gene Ontology annotation, molecular function: nucleic acid binding; asparagine-tRNA ligase activity; ATP binding. The record is from RefSeq and is a predicted model, not a curated record. Gene Ontology annotation, biological process: asparaginyl-tRNA aminoacylation. Lineage: Eukaryota; Viridiplantae; Streptophyta; Magnoliopsida; Arecales; Arecaceae.